Messenger RNA from Vicia villosa (hairy vetch), 1101 nucleotides. RefSeq lists its product as uncharacterized. The transcript has a single exon. Lineage: Eukaryota; Viridiplantae; Streptophyta; Magnoliopsida; Fabales; Fabaceae. Bases 1 to 1101 code for a protein of 366 amino acids. The record is from RefSeq and is a predicted model, not a curated record.
AUGAGAAGAGUUCGAGCCGCCGGUUCCAUCAGCCUUAACCCCGGUUCUUUGAAGCUAUUUGCGUGGACUAGAGACUUUAACCAGGCACUUCAAAACAACACAUCUGCUCAAGUUUGGGUUCGUUUCUUUAGACUUUCGCAGGAAUAUUGGAGGCCUCGCAUUCUCUUUGCGAUUGCAAGUUGUGUGGGUACCCCUAUUUGCAUCGACUCUGCCUCUGCCAAGUCUCGCAUUGAUAGAACUUUCGGCCAGUUCGUGAGAGUCCUUAUCGAUAUGGAUUUGUCUUUGCCUCUGAAUCACAAUGUUUUGGUCGAAAGAGAAGGUUUUGCUUUUUUCUCGGAUAUUGAGUAUGAGAACUUACCUGCUUUAUGUAGUCAUUGCAGGAAAACAGGACAUAUUGUUCAGGAAUGCAAAAUGCUAGGUUUAAACUUUUCUUCUGGUAUCCAAAAGAAUCUAGAGACUAAGAAUCAGAAACCGGGGACAAUCCCACCCGAAACUGUUGCUAAUGAUGGAGAACAAUGGGUGGAGGUUGGAAAAAAGAAAGCUUCGAGGCCAGUAAUAACCAAUCCCGAUACUGUCUAUGGUGCUAGUUUGGAUCAUAACCCUGAAGAUUCCACAAGGCUUGUGUCUGUUGAACCCGUUAGGGAUCCUAUUUUACUUACUGAUACGCACGAUGGUGGUAGUCGUGAUCUUGUUACCCAUAUCGUUGGAGGACCUAUUUUGGAACCUGUUACCCACGCCUUAGUUGAAGACAUUUUGGAACCCGUUAAGCUUGUCCCGGCUAGGCCUGAUACGAAUUUCACAGGUGUUAGCAAAGCUGGUUUUGGAUACAGUCUUAAUUGUGUAAACUCUCAGAACUUUGUGGUGCAGCCCUCAGACGAUUCAGAGUCGUCUCUUUCAGUUUUCGUGGAGGCAACGCAAAAUAUUCCCACAAGCAAUAAUGAAGAUUUCCUGCAAGAUUCUUGGGCUACGCUAGGUGAAGCUCCAAACCCGGUUGGUGCUUUCUCUUCGGCAGUUGCUGUUCUGAAAAAGAAGAAAUCAUCAAAGGUUAAGAAAAAGGAUUUCUCUCGAUCUCAAGCAGGACCAAAGAAAUCCUCCUUAUGA